Molecule: messenger RNA, 608 nt
Organism: Staurois parvus
Lineage: Eukaryota; Metazoa; Chordata; Amphibia; Anura; Ranidae
Source: the annotation of a GenBank genome assembly
GCAGUUUGGAUGGUGGAGGAGGAAAGGAUGUGGAGGGACCGGCACGGGGCGGCCAGUGAGCUCUACUCCUUCCUCAGCGGUGUCUAUGAGGAAGUGAAGAAAGACAGACAGCGAAGCCCUUUUAUCUAUAAGGAUGACCUGCAGGUUCACUUGGUUAAUCCAGGCCGAUGCAAGUCACUGGAAGGUUUCUGGGGUGGAGGUGAAAUGGCUUUUGUUAUGGAGGGAAAGCCUUUCAAGGCAGAUGAAGAGAAAAAUGGAUGAAUCCCUGGACAGUUACAGCCAUUCAUUCAAUGUCCCUGUGGAGGUGUCCUGCCUACCAAUUGCCAGUGGUCCUCCAUGAGAGCCCGGCAGCAUACUUUCCAGCUACACACUUGACCCACAACCCCAAAACCAAUGGCUGGGCUGAGGAAUGGGAAGCCAGUGGAUGUCCUUGCCUCAAAUGUGGGUGCGGUGUGACGGCUCAGAUCCUGAAGGAACCUGUUGGCUCGGUGCUGAGCCUAUUAAGACCAGCAGAAAUGAGAUCACCGGAAUGACAUUCCAUAAAGUGACCUAUGCAGGCCCGACUACAGACCAAAACCCUCUUUUCCAAGCUUAGAAGCCUGAAGAAA